AUGGCUUCAAGAUCUGCGGAAGGAGAACAAUCAACUCAGGCUGAAGAUGAUUAUAACGCCAUGCUUUCAACCACCGAUGUUGAACUUCUCAAACGAGCUUGGCGGAACGAGAAAGCAGCCCCAGAGAUUCUUCCUUUUCAAUCUGAUUUGAUCGCCCGAGUCAGAGAACAAAUUGAAUUGAUGGAAGAAACUGUGGAGGAAAAAUCUACUGUUGGGACUGACCAUCUUUCGGUGUCUUUGUAUCAAAUGGACUUGGAUAGAACCCUCUUUCUAUUGAGGUCGUAUCUUCGCACCCGUAUCUUGAAGAUUGAAAAGUACAUGUUCCACAUCCGAAAAACUGAAGAACUUUGGAACAGGCUUUCUAAGGAUGAGAAAAUUUUCACUGAAAGGUGCUCAGAUGACCUAAAGAAACAUCUGGAGGAGAGUGUUCUAUCAAAACUGCCUGAAAAUUAUCAGUCUUAUGAGAGGCAAUCUAUAAUUAGUGAAGAGGAUGACAUGAUUCCAGAACCACGACUAGACACAUUUGUUUUGUGUAGAAGUAAAGAUUAUCUCACAGGCAUUCAGCUUGGAGAUGGACCUGUUGAUGACAGGUCAAAGCUGUUUGAAAUGGAGGCCGGUGUCCUUUACUUUAUAUGUUACAAAUCGAUAAAGCCGCUUGUAGAGAGUGGCAAAAUUGAACUACUAUGA
Molecule: messenger RNA, 687 nt
Organism: Lathyrus sativus (Indian pea)
Lineage: Eukaryota; Viridiplantae; Streptophyta; Magnoliopsida; Fabales; Fabaceae
Source: the annotation of a GenBank genome assembly